Syzygium oleosum is the source of this 916-nucleotide messenger RNA. Its product is annotated as putative germin-like protein 2-1. The transcript has 2 exons. The coding region runs from base 53 to 697 and encodes 214 amino acids. Gene Ontology annotation, molecular function: manganese ion binding. NCBI's taxonomy places the organism in Eukaryota, Viridiplantae, Streptophyta, Magnoliopsida, Myrtales, Myrtaceae. Gene Ontology annotation, cellular component: cell wall. The record is from RefSeq and is a predicted model, not a curated record.
CUGCACUAGAGAAGCUAAACAAGAUCAUCUCGUGAAGAUUUUGAUUUCGGAGAUGGCGAAGAGUGUCCUCUUGAUUUGUUUCUUGGGUGUUUUGUUCACUUUUGGAGCAGCUGAUCAUAGUCCUCUGCAAGAUUUCUGUGUCGCUCAAGCUGGCAGUGCAGUGCUUGUGAAUGGCCUGGCCUGCAAGGACCCCAAGACGGUUCAGGCAAAUGACUUCUCCUUCAGUGGGCUCCAUCUUCCGGGUGACACAUCCAAUGCGGUCGGCUCGAGGGUUACCCCGGUGUUCGCUGCUCAGCUCCCGGGGCUCAACACUCUCGGCAUCUCCUUGGCCCGUGUCGAUUAUGCACCGUGGGGAGUCAACCCACCCCACAUUCAUCCCCGUGCCAGUCAGAUUUUGGUUGUCUUGGAAGGGACCCUCGAAGUAGGGUUCAUCACCUCCAACCCCGAUAAUCGCCUCAUCUCCAAGGUCUUGCAAAAGGGUGAUGUGUUUGUCUUCCCUCAGGGCCUUGUCCAUUUCGAGAGAAAUGCUGGUACCGUAAAUGCCGUUGCUAUUGCAGCUCUUGGUAGCCAAAACCCGGGUGUCAUCACCGUCACGAAUGCGGUGUUUGGGUCAACUCCGGAUAUUGCCAUGGAUAUUCUUGCCAAAGCAUUCCAAGUUGAUAAGAAUAUCGUUGGCCAAAUUCAAUCUAAGUUCUAGGGAAGAUAAUAACAGAGUUCUGGUAAUUAGUCGUUUGCAAUUGCGACAAGCAUUAGUUUGUUUGUAAGCUUGUGUUGGUUCAUGUAUGUUUGUAAGCUUGUGUUGGGUCAUGUAUCUGUGGAAAUUCAAUUUUUCAAUGUAUUAAUUUGCUUUGUCUUCUCCUUGGGUUAUUUAUAGCAAUCAAGUUUGCUAAAUAAACGUGUUUUUGUUUUGUUUUAA